CCCGCCUCUUGGGGAGUCGGGAGCUUCGAGUCUUCAGUCGGUGGGGCGGGAUCCGUCCUGCCCCCGUCUGUCUCCACCACCGCCGGCCCCGGCCCUCAGUUGAUUUCUUAGGGGUGAAAAGUAGGUGAUCUGCUUCAGGUCUUAAGAUGUCCUUGAAGAUUUUCCUGGAAGAUGGCUGUGUGUGUGCGCCAAGGGGAUUGUCCUUAUUAGGACACAUGGAGAUCCCACUGGAAGAAAACUGCUCAGAGCUGAGCAGGCUCUUUCCCCGGGUUUUCCAGCACCUGAGCAGAAAGAAUGGCUUUACGAAACUCUGCAACAGUAAAAAGUCACUGGCCGAAGACAAAUGGAGUACCUAUUGCCUGACUUCACUGGCUGCCCAGAAUAUUUGUACGAGCCGAUUCAGCAUCAUGUCCCAGACAGAGCGUUCGGACCUGUCCACUUCCAUAUGUAGCACUUCCUAUUCCUCCUUACUCAAUAGCUUGCCUUCGGGCUCAUCUGUUCAGUCUCUCUCCUCAGCGGCGUAUGCCCCAAAUAAAGCCAUAUUUGUGGUGGAUGUGAAGACAAUGAAGAUCCUCGUUGUCAACGACCAAGCUUGUGAGCUCCUCGGGUAUUGCGGUCAGGAGCUGAUUGGCCAGAGGCUGUUGCUGCUCUUUUCUAAAUCCAGCACUUCAGUAGUAGAGGCAUUAAUUAGCGAGUCUGGCGAGACGGAUGAACAUAACGUCAUCUCUUUUGGAACAGUGGUGGAUAUCAUUGGCUCCAACAAGGAGAAGAUCCCUGUCUCCAUCUGGAUGAAGAAUUUGGAGCACGAUUGCUCUCCAUGCUGUGUCGUUUUGCUGGAGCCCGUGGAGAGAUUCACAGUUUGGGUCACUUUCCAGAGUGAUGGCAAGGUAAUAUCGUGCGACAAUCUUUUUGCCCAACUCUUUGGCUAUUCAUCUUUGGAAGAAGUGAUUGGGAACCAGAUCUUGGAUCUGAUUCCUUGUCUGCAGAUGCCGUCCCCAGGCCAGAAGGUCACAGAGGGCUUCAGGAUUCAGAGACUGACCGGGAGAACCAAGGAUGGCAGCACCUUCCCCCUGAGCUUAAAGCUGAGAAUGGACCUGCAGGACGACGAGGAGGAGGAGGAGGGGCAGGCCAUGUGCGUCUACUCGACUUCCCUCUGGAUUUUUACCACCAUCAGCGGCUUGCUCACCCUGCUGCCUGAUGGGACCAUCUAUGGCAUCAACCAGAACUUCGCUCUCACCUUGUUUGGUUACGAAAAGGGAGAGGUGGUGGGAAAGAACAUCACAUUUCUGAUACCUGACUUCUACAACUAUAUGGACCUCGUAGAAAACAGCUCUCUGCCAUCGCUCAGCACUGCUAACUUCUCAGAAGGAAGACGUUCGACUAAUGCUGACAGAGAGUGGAAUCUAGCCAGCCGUGCUGAAGAUCCUGGUGUUUAUAUCUUGCAUUCUGCAGAUGAACUUCAGGAAAUCCUUGAGAACCAGGAAUCAGCAGGACCCUCCAGAGACCCCAGUAAGAUGGUGAUCCUUGGUGAAAAUAAUGGGAAUGAUUCACCGCCCGUUUUUUUACCGUCCUAUGAAACAUCCAGACCAGGGAUGGAUAAUGGCGCUGCCAACAGUCUGCCUGCACAAGGAGAGCAGCCCUCGUCUGUGGGAGCUUCUGAGCAGGAACCAGCAGAGAUGGGGACGGCGCAAGGUCAAGAAGGCGGUAUCGCUGGUAUCUUGAAAAAGGACGAUAAUGUUCAGUCUAGAAAAGACUCUCAAAAACAGCAGCCACAACGGAAUUCAGCUGUGAACCUGGGAGAGUCCACUUCUCAAUUCAGGGUCUCAGGAAGUGCCGACGGAGCAGACUCUUUUCCCGUUAUUACUGACGUCCCAAACGAUGACGUGAACUCCUCGGGGUAUGGUGAGAAGGAUCGCUUCCCGGAGACUUUAGACCCCCAAACAAGUCCUCCGCCCAAGGUGGCGUCCCCUGAUGUAGAUGCUCCAGAGGACAGCCGGGGAGGACCAGCACCCAAAGACACACUCUCAACCCAAAGCCUUUCAGAGUACGAUCACGUGGAGCCCUUAGAAGACCCAUUAGGAAAGCAGAUGCUGGAUGCCCAGGCAACGUCCACCCCUGUGAAGAUGGGAAAGCAACAGAUGCCAAGAAGUACCCUCCCGAUGGAGAUACUGGAAGGCAUGUACACUGGGAACUGUAAUCACAAAGAUGGGACCCAGCUCAGUGUUCAGUUUGAGGUAAAGCACGUGGAGCUGAAUGGUCCCGCCAAUUUGUUCUGCUGCUGGGUGGUGAAAGACUUCUUCCAGAGCCACCACUUGUCCGGCAGGGUGCAGUACCUGUUCUCCAGCUUGUGCACGUCCUCUCAGUCCUUAUUUGAUGAGCCCAGGAUCAACAUGGGAGAAAUGAAAAAAAUCAAAGACCGUUUGGAUGAAUCCUCGCAGAGCAAAGACUUAGAAGGACUGAGGGCUUACGAUGGAGAAUAUUCAAAGCAUUACACCACCGUGAGGCCCAUUGGCAGUGGCGCCUUCGGCUUCGUUUGGGUCGCCAAGAGGAAGGAAGACGACAAGGAGGUGGUGGUCAAGUUUAUUAGGAAGGAGAAGGUGUUGGAGGACUGUUGGGUAAUGGAUUCCGAAAUGGGACGAGUGACUCGAGAGAUUGCCAUUCUCUCUCGGAUGCAGCAUCCCAACAUCAUCAAGGUGAUAGACGUGUUUCAAAAUGAAGGCUUCUUCCAGCUCGUGAUGGAGAAACAUGGGUCGGGCAUGGAUCUCUUCACAUUCAUUGACAGCCACCCCAAUCUGGACGAGCCCCUGGCCAGCUACAUCUUCAGACAAGUGGUGUCAGCAAUGGUGUACCUCCGGUCCCAAAAGAUCCUGCACAGAGACAUCAAGGAUGAGAACAUUAUCAUCGCAGAGGACUUCAGCAUCAAGCUGGCGGACUUUGGCUCGGCCGUCACCAUGGAGACUGGCAAAAGCUUCUCUACCUUCUGCGGCACCAUCGAGUACUGCUCCCCAGAAGUCCUCAUGGGGCACGCCUAUGAAGGACCAGAAAUGGAGAUGUGGGCCCUCGGGGUGACCCUCUACACCCUGAUGUUUGAAGAGAAUCCUUUCAGUGAGCUGGACGAGGCCCUGGAAGCCAUUCUGCACCCCCCGUUUCUGGUCUCAUCUGACCUUUUGAACCUUCUCUGUGGGUUGCUGCAGCCCAAUCCAGAAGAACGCAUGACCUUGGACAUGGUGACACACCAUCCGUGGGUGACCCAGCCUGUGAACUUAGCUAACUAUUCCUGGGAGGAGGUGUGUCGCUUAAAGACCAGACAAGCAAGUAGCAGUCAUUUACCCUAGAGGAGAGAGAAAACUGAAUGAAACACAUGGCAGCACACUGUGCCACUUGGCCAAAGAAUCGAGCAACAGAGGGACAUCAUGGUGUAGGGUGGGGGGCUGUGUGACACUUCCACUAACCUAGGAGGAAGAACCCAGGAUCCAGUUGGGGCCGAUUCUCUCUCUCCUCCCCCUUUCUCCACUGCAUCACUUGGAGGCAGACAUUGAGUCUGGUGAAUCAUUAAUUGUCUAGCAUGGAAAAAGGCUGAGAAGCUUUAAGAUCCGACCCCCAAGAAACUGCCAUUCAAGAGGAGGGGGUCAGAAAGUGAGCAAUAGGGAAAACCAAGGGAAAAGACAAAGUAUCAAAAAAAAUCUAAGAAUAAAGAAAACUUAGGGACCUUAAGCAUAAGCAGAUAAACCACCAGGAAGACAUUAAUAGUAGGAGGGAAAUAUGGCCUCCAGAUCAAGUGAAAGUUGAGGCAUUUGUGAGUAUGUAUUUGAAGACAAAGGAAACUGAUCCUAUACUUGAUGAGGCAGAAAGAAUAGAACAGUACCACAAUGUUCCCAAAUUAUUUAAAUGAGAAAUGAGUCAUUUGAGAGCACAAUUUAUGGUCUGAACAUCAGAUAAAACUGGCAGGACAGAAAACUUUGAAUCUACAGUGGCAAGUGUUAUAAAAAAGGAUAACAGAUUGGGAAUGCAAACAUAUGAAAGUAAAGGGCAAUCUGGAAGAAGAGGUGUAAAAAGCAACUGCACUGAGAGAAAGCAUGCUCUCCACACAAGCAAAACACAAUGAUCUUGAGGACAGGAUGCACAGAGAUAAAGAUUAUAGGUCUCCCUGAAGAGUAAAAAAACCUGAAAACAGUCGAGUGAAAGACUAUGAAACCGCUCAGAACCUCUAAACACAGAAUACAUGCCUCCAGAAAAACAAACUCAAGGCUGCAAACUGCACCGUGGUUAAGUUGAACAGUUCUACUGAGAAACAAGUUCUGUGAGCAAUCAGGAGAAAGACAUCAUUUAAAGGGAAAUACAUUCCAAUAACACAAAACUAUUCUACAGUCACCUGAGAAUCAAGGAGGGAAUGGAAUAAUGUGUUCCAAAGAGCCACAGGGCUCAAGAUGCAGUUAAUACACAUCUUAUGCUGAAUUUUAACUCAAGUCUUUUUGACUCUAGGCUCAGCACUCUAUCCACUGUGGUGCCGUCAGCCUGCUGAACGUAGUUUAAAAUCUGAUUCCACAUUGUGUUUAUUUCUGUAUUUUAAUGUGAUGCAAGAAUAAAGUGAAAAUAAUUGCUCAUACAAAUAUGUCAUGGAAAUGGUAGGAGGAUUUUACCAACUCUCUUGCCGAGAGAUGGAAACAUUUCAUUUUUAGCUACUCAAACGACAAAAAUACCUAGUUGUGACA
Molecule: messenger RNA, 4712 nt
Organism: Dromiciops gliroides (monito del monte)
Lineage: Eukaryota; Metazoa; Chordata; Mammalia; Microbiotheria; Microbiotheriidae
Gene: PASK
Product: PAS domain containing serine/threonine kinase
Exons: 19
Coding region: 147-3335 (1062 amino acids)
Biological process (GO): protein phosphorylation; negative regulation of glycogen biosynthetic process; intracellular signal transduction
Cellular component (GO): cytoplasm; cytosol; nucleus
Molecular function (GO): protein serine/threonine kinase activity; ATP binding
Source: RefSeq, a predicted model, not a curated record